GGGGUCGAGGUGUUCUGUUGACGUGGAAUAGGAAGCACUGCAAACAUGGCUGCGCCCAUGGCGGAGCGAGAUAAUUACUUAGAGACAGAAAUAAACAGUCUGACAAUGGCUGAAAACAACUCUGAGUCUGUCUCCAAAGAUGGAGAAGGUACAGACUACAUAUUGCAGUUCGUAGAAAAAGAAAUCGGUUGCGAUCUUAAGGCAUUAGGCAAAGUUAGUGGUAUGCUUGAGAAGCUAAAGGCUGAAAACAAGGCUCUGGAAGAACAGGUAAUGACGGCAUCGAGUUCGGUGCCGUUGCGUGUGUCAGCUGCCAUCGAAACUGCAGAGAAAUCUCGGUCGGACUUGGACAGUUUACUUCACAGAGAGAGGGUACUCUCAAACACAUUGCAACAACAUCUUCAGGGUGCACAGAGUUGGGCAGACAGCCUUGGACAAACACUUGGCCAGUUGGACAUCAUAGAAAAGCACCAGAAGUAUUUGCAGUGUUUAGCCCGCAUUGAAGAGCUCAGUGACAGUAUUCAGCAAUGUUUAAUGACCAGUAGCACGUGGGAAGCUGUUGGGGCCAUCGGCACUAUGGCCAACCUUGACCUGAGCCUCCAGGAGUCUGGCUGCAGCCAUCUGCAGGCUUUCCUCAGAGAGACACUACACUUUUGGCACAAGAUCCUGAAAGACAGACUAGCAGGGGACUUUGAAGAGGUUCUCACUCAGCUGCACUGGCCUUUCAUCUCCCCUCCGACGCCCUCUCUCUCCCCGCCUGCUAACACCCAGGAGCUGAACAGCCAGCUGGAGCUCCUGGUCUCUCAACUCCUGGCCCUGCAGACCUCUGAUGACCUCAUAUCAGAGAAGGAGUCCUCCUCUCGUUUGGGCCUUCCCCAGCCUUCACCUCUGUCUCUGCCCAUCAAGAUCAUGAUGGUUCCUCUCAGCAAACGGUUCAGGUACCACUUCACUGGGAACCGGCAAACCAACUCCCUAAACAAGCCAGAGUGGUAUCUAACCCAGGCUCUCAUGUGGAUGGGGAACAACUCGAACUUCAUGGAAGAGAAGAUCCAGCCUAUUCUGGAUCACUCUGGAGCCAACAUCAAUGCUAAGGUGGAACUGUGUCGGGGCCUCCUCUUUCUUGCUCAGGAGAAGCUGGCCUUGGAUGCUUCUCGGCUUCUGUAUGAUGAUGCUCUCUUCUGCCACCUGGUGGAUGAGGUGCUUCAGUUUGAAAAGGAGCUGCGCACCACACAUCAGUACCCGAGUACCUUGCCUGGUGCCCUGCACAUCCUGCUGGAGGAAGCCGUCUUUCAGAAGUGGCUCAGCGUCGAGAGAAAGAUGGCGCUGGAGAAAGUGGAUGCCAUGCUGUCAGCAGAGGGAGCUUGGAGCUCCCAGUACAGAGAUAUCACAGACAUGGACGAGCUGAAAGCCCCAGACUGCGCCGAGACCUUUAUGACACUCCUGUUGGUCAUCACAGACCGCUAUCGCUCCCUCCCCUCCCCACGGGCGCAGCUCAGCUUCCUGGCCCUGCAAAGGGAGCUGGUGGAUGACUUCCGCAUCCGACUCACGCAAGUAAUGAAAGAAGAGUCUCGGAAUCCCCUGGGAAUACGCUACUGUGCCAUCCUCAAUGCUUCCAACUACAUCUCUGCAGUUCUGACUGACUGGGGUGACAAUGUGUUCUUCCUUCAGUUGCAGCAGGCUGCAGUGGCCCUUGGUGAUGAGGUGCUGGGGCCUCUGGGGGCCACAGAGACUGGCCGUCUGGCCUCUCUUGAGGGCUCUCUGUUUGAAGAGCUGCUGGGAUUGUUGGAGCGUCUCCGUGGGGAUAUGAUGGGGCGGCUGCUGGAUGCGGUCAUGAGAGAUGUCAAGGAGAAAACCCAGACCUACAUCCGAGACAGAUGGCUUUCGUUGCCCUCCCAGCAUGACCAGGCAACCAUGUCUUUGUCCAGUUCUGCGUGUCCCAUGAUGCUUUGCUUGCGGGACCAUCUGCUCCAGCUACAGCAGCUGCUUUGUCUUCCUCUGUUCCAGAUGUUCUGGCAAGGCUUGGCUGAGAGGCUGGAUCUCUUUCUUUACCAAGACCUUAUCUUGUACAACCAUUUCAAUGAGGGUGGCGCUGCUCAGCUCCAGUUUGACAUGAUGAGGAACCUCUUCCCUCUGUUCGGACACUAUUGCAAGAGACCAGAGAACUUCUUUAAGCAUGUGAAGGAGGCUUGCAUUCUCCUGACGCUUAAUGUAGGCCCUGCUCUGCUGCUGCGGGACCUCCUGAGACAGGCGGAAGAGGACACAGCAGUCCUGGAGGGUCAGCAGCCCAGCCCAGAGGCUGCCCUCAACGAGAUGGGCGUGUUCCGGCUCACCCCCUACGACGUCUCCAUCCUGCUGGGGCUUAGAGCGUCAUGGCCUGAACAGUGAACAGUCCAUCCAGAAUACCUAGAAGGGCUUCAAUUAACUACCGCUGAAAUACAUUUAGCAUCCAUAAUGGGGUUGGUAUACAGGUGGCAUGAUGACUCACUCACGUUUGAUCACUGUGAUGACUUUUAUAUAAUUUUGGAAUCUGUUGCAAGUAUUUAUGGCCUAACAUUCAGUGAAUCCAGCCAUCAUGACAAAAUAAUUGCAGCUUUACAAUGUUCAUUUUGUCAGCCAUAUACAACAUCUCUGUAAAAAACGUACACGUACACACAUUUCUCCAGUUCAUAUGUGGAACUUGUACGUGUAAAUGUUGAUAAAUCAAGUCAAUAACCUGUGAAUGUGCUUGACUAAGAUUGGCAUUAAAGGUUCAUAAUAAACUGAAAA
Clupea harengus (Atlantic herring) is the source of this 2763-nucleotide messenger RNA. It is a transcript of the gene rint1, whose product is annotated as RAD50 interactor 1. NCBI's taxonomy places the organism in Eukaryota, Metazoa, Chordata, Actinopteri, Clupeiformes, Clupeidae. Gene Ontology annotation, cellular component: Dsl1/NZR complex. Gene Ontology annotation, biological process: retrograde vesicle-mediated transport, Golgi to endoplasmic reticulum; regulation of ER to Golgi vesicle-mediated transport; endoplasmic reticulum to Golgi vesicle-mediated transport. The record is from RefSeq and is a predicted model, not a curated record.